AUGCGACAACCACACGCUGCCCUGCAGUACUUGCUGACUGCAACGAUCCUCGGCACACUCAACCCGCUACUGCUAGGCCUCGCGCAUGCCUCGACCAGCCAUGCCGCGGACAUCCCACACAGCACGGAGAGCAGUCUGAUCGGCGGGCCGAUCAUCAGCGACGGGGCAGGCUUCCCUAUUGCGCUGGACUCGUUCAAUGGACUCGAACUACGAGAUAAUGUGAUUGGAGAUGGGGAAACUGCCGAGCUGGACCUUGUGCGGAGGGGAUAUCCCAGCGAUGCAAAGUCGCUGGGUAACAACCAGUUCCAGAAUUCGAUGUUGGACAUUGGCGCUAUACAAUGGUUCUUCGUGACCAAGGAGGUGGUGAAUGGUCAGCAGGCGACUACGAUAUCGACGUUACCGGCUAGUCUGGACUCCCGGAGUGUGAAGGGGAAUGACGAUGUCAAGCUUGAGCUGCGGAAACGACAACAAGUUGAGACGUUGACUAAGCGCGACCAAACGACGGUUUAUCUAUCGUUGACGACGUGUCGUACGCCAACGUCGAAUAGUAGUAGCACUGUUCCCGGCUCGUUCCCUCAAUUACAGAUCUACUACUCGACGGAUGAAUCUCUGGAAAAGCCCGGUCCUGGCAAGGAUGAUAGCCGCCAGACCAUGAUUACCGCGGAGGGUGGUUAUGCGAUUGCCAACAUCACGACGGAUAGUGACAUUUUCAUCGGCAUCGUAGCGCCAAACUCGACCACGUUCUCCGGGAACUACGAAUACCAAAUCGCUGCCUCGAUCGAUGCACCCUUUCACAGCGUCCACGAUGACGACUCAUUCCUCUACUUCAUCGACGCCGAUGUCUCAGCCGCCCUGCUUGUGACGAAUAACCUGACUCAAUCCGAGCCGAACUCGACCAAUUACCAAGAAUGGAUGAAGUUGAAUCCACCGUACACCAUGUUCGCGCAUAACAUCAACAAUACGGCGCUGGCAGGACUAGAGCGCUCAUUCUGCGCGCUGGACCGACUUUCGACUCUGGGCCGGAUCAGCAACUCCACUGAAAUGGGUAUGACUUCUCGUGGACUGGGAAAUAAGCCCAAGGAGCAAUUCUAUAUCACGGGGUUGAACCGGAGUUCUACGUACAAUGGCAUCCUCGCUAUGGUGGGCAACUCGACUCAAUCCGGGAAUGGGAUUAUUGGAGGUGGUGGCUCAGUGUGGAAGGCUAUGAAUUUCAGCACGAAAGCAGAUGACAACUGCGCCGUCCUCUUCAACCUAACCUUUUGCUCCGAAGUCGCCUACGCGGUCCCCGCAAACCCCCACCGCAAAAACGUCUCCGAACUCCGCACAAUCUACGAUACCUACGCCUCAACCUACUACGCCAAUUUCAACAACAGCCUCCAACAAGUCCAAUGCACCACCGAACCCGAGUCAAUGUACUCCCUCGCCGUCGACUGCACAGACUGCGCAACAGCCUACAAACAAUGGCUCUGCAGCGUAUCAAUCCCACGCUGCGAAGAUUUCACCUCCAACGCAGCAUACCUGCAAGUCCGCAACGCGGGGCAAAACUUUAUAAACGGGUCUUCGUUACCGGAGGACAGCGUUUACAGGCAAAGCGCCGUGACGAACGCGAGUCGUAAUCCGCUGAUUGAUUCGCAGAUUCAACCGGGGCCGUAUAAGGAGAUUCUGCCUUGUCAGGAUAUUUGUUAUACGCUUGUUAAGUCUUGUCCGUCGACUUUUGGGUUUGGGUGUCCGAAGGGGGAGUGGUUGAAUGCUAGUUAUGGGUAUCGGAAUGGGGAUGGGGAUAUUACUUGUAGUUAUUUGGGGGCGGCUUAUUAUUUGAGUGGUGCUGGGAGGGGGGUGGUGGGGGUUGGUUGGGGGAUUGUGAUUGUGGUUCUUGCAGUGGGAAUGCUUUUGUAG
Penicillium subrubescens is the source of this 1896-nucleotide messenger RNA. Its product is annotated as MID1 family protein. The transcript has 2 exons. Bases 1 to 1896 code for a protein of 631 amino acids. The record is from RefSeq and is a predicted model, not a curated record. NCBI's taxonomy places the organism in Eukaryota, Fungi, Ascomycota, Eurotiomycetes, Eurotiales, Aspergillaceae. Gene Ontology annotation, molecular function: calcium channel activity; protein binding. Gene Ontology annotation, biological process: calcium ion import across plasma membrane.